UUCUGUUCUUGGACCUUAAACACAAGAAGAAGAAGAAAAACCCAUAUAAACGAAUUCUCUUAUUUUACCAUUUGAUUUGAUUGUUUUCUUGAAGGUAGCUGCAAGAAAUGGAUGCAAGGAAGAUUAAUCUUCACGUUUUAUUACUCCCUUUCUUACUCAUCACCGCAGUUCCAUCGAUUCUUGGGUUGAGUACGAGAGGCAAUACUAGAUCGGAGACGGAAGUACUAUUGCAUGGCGGAGAGUACUUCCCGGUGAUGAAGAGCAGGAAGUUAAUGCCUACAAACUUGGAAGUUGAUUAUUCAGGUGAUUAUGAUGAUGGAGCAUCAUUGGCAUCACCAUCACCACCAGUUCCUGAUUAUGAUGAUGAUAUCUAUAAAAGGCAAGGUGAUGUUCCAAGCCCCGGUAUUGGCCACUGAUAAUACGUUUCAUGUGUAUACUGAUACACACAUAUAUACACAUUUUGCGUUAUAUAUUUAUACACACAUGUUUACUUGUUUAUAUAUGUUUUUGUCCUAAUAAGGUCGUCUCCAUGUGAUCAUUUUUUGUUUUGUUUUUUUUUGUCAUUUUCAUUGUUUUAUUGUUUUUCAAAAUGAUGAACUCCUAUGGAAUUUCCUUAAUUCCUUGUGUUAAUUUGAGCUUCUUGUAUGUAUGUAUGUAAUAAUAGUGUACUCGUUAGAUAAACCUGCAUUAGUCCUAUGUAAAAACGGUUUUGCUUACUGAAAGAUGUUACAUAAAAUUAUUAUUUU
This is a messenger RNA of Brassica oleracea var. oleracea, 746 nucleotides long. RefSeq lists its product as uncharacterized. The transcript has a single exon. The record is from RefSeq and is a predicted model, not a curated record. NCBI's taxonomy places the organism in Eukaryota, Viridiplantae, Streptophyta, Magnoliopsida, Brassicales, Brassicaceae. Bases 108 to 416 code for a protein of 102 amino acids.